Messenger RNA from Naumovozyma dairenensis CBS 421, 1275 nucleotides. RefSeq names its product Lsb3p (gene LSB3). Gene Ontology annotation, molecular function: actin filament binding; phosphatidylinositol binding. Gene Ontology annotation, cellular component: actin cortical patch. The record is from RefSeq and is a predicted model, not a curated record. Lineage: Eukaryota; Fungi; Ascomycota; Saccharomycetes; Saccharomycetales; Saccharomycetaceae. Gene Ontology annotation, biological process: actin filament bundle assembly; actin cortical patch localization. The transcript has a single exon. Bases 1 to 1275 code for a protein of 424 amino acids.
AUGUUGAAUAGAAAAGCAGCCAAAAUCUUAUCAAGUUUUGUCAAGCCAAACCAAGUAUUUGGUGCUGACCAAGUCAUUCCACCAGAAGUUUUGAAAAGAGCCAAAGGUCUUGCAGUAAUCACCGUUUUCAAAGCAGGAUUUUUAUUCUCCGGUAGAGCAGGAUCAGGUGUCAUCGUUGCCAGAUUAAAUGAUGGUACUUGGUCAGCCCCAUCUGCAAUCGCCAUGGCUGGUGCGGGGGCUGGGGGUAUGGUUGGUAUAGAAUUAACAGAUUUCGUUUUUAUUCUAAAUUCUCCAGAGGCAGUUAGAUCAUUUUCAGAAUUCGGUACCAUCACAUUCGGUGGUAACGUUUCCGUUUCUGCAGGUCCAAUGGGUAGAAAUGCAGAAGCUGCAGCUUCAGCUUCUACAGGUGGUGUAGCUGCAGUUUUUGCGUAUUCUAAGAGUAAAGGUUUAUAUGCAGGUGUCUCAGUGGAAGGUUCAGCCAUUGUGGAAAGAAGGGAAGCUAAUAGAAAAUUCUAUGGUGACAGCUGUACUAGUAAAAUGAUUCUGUCAGGUAGAGUAAGACCCCCACCAGCAGUUGAUCCAUUAUUCCGUAUUUUGGAAUCAAGAGCAUUUAAUUUCAGAACAGCUAAUGAUAGAGAUGACUAUUCCGAUGACGACUUUUACGAUGAUAUUCCAAGUUCUUUUGGUUCUUCUGAUUUGAGUUCGACGAGACCAAAUACAAGAUCUACCAGAAGAGACCGAAGUGGAUCACGCGGCUACAGAGACAAUGAUUUUGAUGACGAUGAUGACUACUAUAAUGAUCGUAGACGCUCAGGAAAUAGAAACUUUGAUGAUUUUGAUGAUCCAUCAGGUGCCAAGGAUUAUUACGCAAGUCAUAGAAGAUCAGACGUUCCACGUAGAGCAGGAAGUACAUCUAAAUCACGUUGGGAGGAUGACGUAUACGAUCGUGGAAACCGUAAUAGUUAUGGAGAUCGUGACCGUAAUCGUGAUGUUGACGAUUUAUCAAAUAGAUUUUCUAAAUCAAGGAUUUCUUCAGGUUCAGCCGGUAAUAAUACUCGUUAUGCAAGAACAAGAAACGACUCAGCAGUGCCAUCGUCUGCUCCGAAAGCAGUUGCCUUGUACUCUUUUGCUGGUGAAGAAACAGAUGAUUUACCUUUUAGAAAGGGUGAUGUUAUCACUAUUCUCAAGAAAUCCGAAUCUCAAAAUGACUGGUGGACUGGGAGAGUCAAUGGAAGAGAAGGCAUAUUUCCAGCAAAUUAUGUCGAAUUAGUCUAG